UGUGCUGCGAGCCGUCGGACUUUUUACUGAUGUAAAAAUUCGAUUAUUUAUUCCGUAAAUCCUUGCAUAAUGGAAUCCAUUAGUGAAUAUCAAUUGAAAUAUCCUUGUUGGUGCUGUGAGACGUGAAUGAAGUGUUUAAAUUAGUCAACUUUUUGUUGAACUAGCAAUGUAUAAGUGAGAAGUUAAGGAAGUCAUGUCAGAAGAACAUGACGUUGCUUGUGCCGAAAGUGAUAAACAGACUGAAGAAAAUCGAGAGACUAGUGAUAUUGCAAAAGACAUAAAAUUGGAAACUGAUCAGGGUGCCAAUACGUCCAAAGAAUGUGUAGAAAGUGCCAUAAAUGACAAGGACAGAGUUAGCGACGAAUGCGAGAAGGAAACAAAUGUUGCCAAUACUUCUGUUAAAAGACUUGAGUGGACGCGCGAAGGAGCGGAGUUCAGAUUAUCAUGGAGAUUGCCGCAGGAGUGCACCACGGCGGAGGAUUACAUCGCUCUUUGUUACAAAGAGUCGGCGAGGUCCACUGGCGUCGUCGGGCGCGUGCGCGUGCCGACCGGAUGCGCCACCGGCGACAUAAUGUGGCUUCUUGAUGAGCCCAAUCAGCCUUAUGAAGAUUGCGAGCAGCUGCUUUGCUUUCGAUAUUACAAUGGUGAUGGCGAAGAAUGCGUGGCGGAGUCUCCAACCAUACCGCCACGUUUUAAGGUUGAUCUUAAGAAAUUACCCCUCCGGCUCAAGGAAGGCAUCUCGAGGAAGCGAAGCGGCGAUCAAGUGUCGCCCUUCUCAUAUAAUAAUGAAAGCUUCGAAAUGAACUCUGAAAAUCCUCCUCGAAUAGAGUUUGUGCCGGGCACUAGCCAAGAUAUCAAGCAUCUCAGCGAUAACGUCAACAAAUGCUCAAUUAGUGCUUUAGAAAGUAACGGGAACAAUUUGAAUCUCGAUCAAACAAAAUGUGAUCCUAGUAAAUCUGUAGUUAGUAAUGUAAGUAAAGAAUCUCAUUCUAUAAAUAGUGAAUCUCAGAGUGCUAUGGACUGUAUGCCGACCUCCUCGGGUGUCAAAAAGAAGUGUCCCCCUCCUGUGGACACAAGUUUAGGACAAACGCUGACUGGAAUAAAAAAGAAAUCAAAAAUUAAUAGUGGAUUUGAAUCUCCAACAUCGCCGGGUACAGAGUAUUACAAAAUAUGGUCACCAAAGAAUCCUUGCAAAAUAAUGAAGUUCGUAUACGACGUCGAAGGUGCCAAUGUGCCAAGUGAUGCCGAAAAAUCGCCGGUACCUCCUUUGCCCCCAAGACAAUCGCACAAACCGCUGGAGAGAACGCAUGCAUUGUCUCCGCCCCAGGUACCCAGACAUCGAAAACCAAAAAAACUCACAAAGCCUGAAGACGCGUUUACUUUCGAAUUGAUAGAUAUAGAUGAACAGUUUUUUACAGAUAAUAAUAUUACAAAUUCCGCUGUUUUACAGGGUGAGAUAAACGAUUUUAAACCUGGUGAAUUUUAUUCUGGUAAUCAAGGAGCUUUGUCUUCAACUACGAGUUUUUGGAGGGGCGGACCGAAUGUUGCCCCUUUAGCGACACCGGAAACGGACGGUAGCUUAUGUGAAUCGACAAUUUCUUCCAUGAAAUUAAGUAGGUUAAGCGAGGAAAGAAAAUUGAAAGAUGUACCUGAAGCCUCUUCUAGCGUUAAUAAAAGUAAUAUAAUGUUUAUAAAAGAUAUAGGACCUGACAAUUACAUUACGACGACAUUUGCCAGGAAAGAUAAAUCUAGUCCCCCGCCUGAUGUGGUGGAUGGCGUUAUCUUGACGCCGAAUCACGCAAAGUCUGAAGAAAAGGCGCAAAAUACUUUUUUAAAUGAUAUAAGUAACCAUUCCGAAUUCGAAGACGAUAAUAGAAAUCAAAUUGAAGAAAAAGAAAUUAUACUUAAAAGUCAUAAACCGCUUACGAGACAAAGCUCCGGGCGCGCCACGCCCACAAUGAUGACAGCUUUUUUAAAUUCUUCGCAUAUUGAUACCCCGACAAGGGAACUCGAUACUAACAGCUCAAACGCGCCUAGUUCUUGUAAUUCUUCGCAUUCCACAUCACCAGUAGAUGAGAAUAGAACCCUACCCAGCGUAGGGACAUUAUUGAUGAAUAGAAAAUAUUCUUGUGACAGUUCUACCCCAAAACAUUCAAGUUUACCUAGACAUUUAUUGAAGAAUUUAGGAUGUGAAGGAACGCCAAAACAUUCGCCUCUUAAAACAGUAAAUAAUACAAAGAAUACCGUUGAGAGUCCAGCGCGGCCUCAUCCGAGAGUACUGACGAGGGUGGCGGCACUGGCUGGGGCAGUGCCGCAGUGUCCUCCCACGCCCACACAUCACGCCAGGAGGCCGCGGCCUAUGCCUCCUCAGGAUCUGCACCCACCGCCGCCCAUAAAUGCUGAGAACAGGUUGCAUGAAAACUUUGAAAUGGUGGAAUUUACAAAUGAACUGAGGACCUCGGAGAUAAGAUCGCCGAACCUGGAGUUCGUAAACAGCAACCAUUUCACGAUAGUCCACGCUGGCCCACCAGAUGAUGUAGUUCUUCGGAGACCGCGCCCUGUGGACGACAUUGACGACAACGACAAUGCUGUAGCCUCACCAACUCCUCUAAGACAUAUGGCGGGGAUACGGCUGCCGUCGAUUCCUGAGAGAGCGUCCAGACAGAUGGCGUUGACAGGAGAUUUUCCCGCUAAUAUGAUUGGCGGGAUCAUUGAGUGUGAAGAGCCACUACCAGCUGGAUGGGAAGCCCGGAUGGAUAGUCAUGGGCGAGUGUUCUACAUUGAUCAUAUCAACAGGACCACCACGUGGCAGAGGCCAGGAGUCAAUGGCACGACUCCGAGGUCGCCUGCACCUGAAGUCCAAAGGCGGCAGUUGGAUCGAAGGUAUCAAUCUAUCCGGCGCACAAUGACGCGCACACAGCUAGCAGAAGAAGAGGCGGCGUGCGCGUCCCCCCCUCCCCCCGCCGCGGGCUCCUCCCGCGCCCCGCCGCACGCGCCCCACCCCGCCGCUGAGUUCCUAGCCAGGCCUGACUUCUACUCCAUACUACAUAUGAACGAGGAAGCCUCAUCGUUAUACAACUGCAACUCGACUCUGAAGCAUAUGAUAUCGAAGAUCCGACGGGACACGUCCUCCUUCGAGCGCUACCAACACAACCGGGACCUCGUGUCCCUCGUCAACAUGUUCAGUGAGACUGAGCGGGACCUGCCGCUGGGGUGGGACACCAAGCUGGAUAGGAAUGGAAAGCGUUUCUUCGUGGACCACGUGAUGCGGCGCACGACAUUCAUCGACCCCCGCGUCCCCCGCGCGCCCGCCGCCGGCCCCUUCUCCCCGCUGCUCCCACAGCGGAGGAGACCAGUGCUUAUCGAACAGGCGCCGACGCCGCCGCCGCGGCCGCCGCUGUCGUCGUCGGACGCGCACGCGCACAACACUCCCAGCGACAUACCGGUCGCGUAUAAUGACAAGGUGGUGGCGUUCCUCCGGCAGCCGAACAUAAUGUCGAUCCUGCGCGAGCGCUGCGGCGGCGGCGGCGGCGGCGGCGGCGGCGGCGGCGGCGCGCUGCGCGACAAGGUGCACGCUGUGCGCGUGGAGGGCGCGCCUGCGCUCGCGCGCUUCCAGCACGACCUGCAGCUCACCUGCACGCUCAGCCUGUUCGAGCAGGAGAUCAUGAGUUACGUGCCGGCGGGCGGGUGCUCGGCCCCCAGCCUCGGCGCCUCGCCCGCCGCGUCGCCGGCCGCCGCGCGGAGCACGCACGCGCCCGCGCCUCAACGAAGGGAUUUCGAAGCCAAGCUGCGCGCCUUCUACAGGAAACUCGAGAGCAAGGGCUAUGGACAGGGACCUGGGAAAUUAAAACUGCACAUUCGCCGCGAGCAUCUCCUAGAAGACGCGUUCCGUCGCAUCAUGUCCUGUGGGAAGAAAGAAUUACAGAAAGGGAAACUCUGCGUACUCUGGGACGGCGAAGAAGGACUCGACUACGGCGGCCCCAGCCGGGAGUUCUUCUUCCUGUUGUCCAGGGAGCUGUUCAACCCUUAUUACGGACUGUUCGAGUAUUCAGCAAAUGAUACUUACACGGUCCAUGUCUCCCCGAUGUCCGCCUUCGUGGAUAAUCAUCAUGAAUGGUUCCGAUUCUCCGGUCGGGUGCUGGGCCUGGCGCUGGUGCACGGUUACCUGCUAGAGGCGUGGUUCACGCGAGCGCUGUACCGCGCGCUGCUGCGCCUGCCGCCCGCACUCGAAGACGUCGAUGCUUUGGACGCGCAGUUUGCGGCUUCCCUUAGGUGGUUACAGAGUUCUCGCUGCGUGUCGUCGCUGGAGCUGACGUUCGCGGUGUCGGAGCGGCUGGCGGACGGACGCGUGCUGGAGCGGGAGCUGAAGCCGGGCGGGCGCGCGCUGGCGGUGACGGGCCGCAACAAGAAGGAGUACCUCGAGCGCGUCGUGCGCUGGCGCGUCGAGCGCGGCGUCGCCGACCAGACCGAGUGGCUCGUGCGCGGCUUCCACGAGGUGGUGGACCCGCGGCUGGUGGCGGCGUUCGACGCGCGUGAGCUGGAGCUGGUGAUCGCGGGCGCGCCGGAGCUGGACGUGCGCGACUGGCGCGCGCACACGGAGUAUCGCGGCGGAUACCACGACCUGCAUCCCGUCAUCCUGUGGUUCUGGCAGGCCAUCGACAGGUUCACGAACGAGCAGCGGCUGCGGCUGGUGCAGUUCGUGACGGGCACGUCCUCGAUCCCGUACGAGGGCUUCGCGGCGCUGCGCGGCUCCACCGGCCCGCGCCGCUUCUGCAUCGAGCGCUGGGGCCGCGUGGAGUCGCUGCCGCGCGCGCACACCUGCUUCAACCGCCUCGACCUGCCUCCCUACCCCACGCCGCAGCUCCUCCACGAGAAACUCCUACUCGCCGUCGAGGAGACCAACACGUUCGGCAUCGAGUGAAUCGACCAAUCAAAUCUUAUAGGUUAUGUCGAUUUGAUAAUUUUGUUCGCGAUGAGAAUCAAUUCGUUUGUUUUGUACGGUUACCGGACGAAAGUUGAUGAAUUCGUUUUUAAGUGAGCGAUGUUGCAAUACUGAUUUGUAUCUGCUUUUAUCGUAGUCGAAGGAUAGACCGCUUCGCUGGCCGAUAAAGAGGUCGCUGACAGCUAUUUAUUUUAUUAUUUCGAGUCCACACGCGCAGGGUCGCAUAAUGGCGCAUUGUUCUAACAUUAGAACGAGUAUUUGCCACAGCAAGAGCGGACAAAAUAGUAUUAAAACAUUUAGAAAACCCGCCUUAUAGUGGAUAGCUUGCGGCUGGGCGUCUAGUAUUGUUUAACCGUGAAAGUUCCAAUUCCGAUAACAAUUAUCUUUAAGGUCAUUGUUCUAUUAAUGCGUAUUUGAAAUGCAUUGGCCAAUGUAAAUAAUCGUGAUUAAUUCUGUUGUCAAUGUAAAUAAUAGUCAAUUGAAUUGAUAGUGUAGGCGGGAAACAAACAAAGAUAACUGUAGUUCUAUAGUUAGGAAAACCAAGUCUAAGUGUAUGUAGAUGUGCCUCGUUAAUCUAUAAACAUUUACCAUAUACUUUAUUAGCCACUUCCUAUGUAUGAGGUUUGUACUUUUUAACGCUUUUAUUGUAAUGAAGUAUAUCGUGGCUGUGAAAGGGAUUCGAAUCCCAAGUUUAUUAGAUAGUAUGCUUUAUGUCACUUAUUUACGUAAUUUAACCUUUUGACAACUCUAGAUAAGGUAUAUAUAUAUAAUCUCGCUGUUAGAACCCAUGAUUAAAAAAUAACUAAAAGUUAAUGAAAUAAAGACUUGGAUGUUUAUUUAUUUAAUCAAAAACGAUAUGAAAAUAUUUCCAAUUAAAAACAGUAUUAUUGGCUACUCGUUAUUGCUGGAAAUGCUAAACAAUCUUUCAACAAUAUAGCAAAGUUUAACGCUCACCUGCUACCAAGCUGCUAUCUCUAAUUUAUUCUAUAAUUGCGACCAGUAUAUCUGGAACAUGAUUCUGGUUUAGUUACCACCAGUAUUAUCUUCCAUAUGUUAUUCUAAGUACUAGAAAAGAACCUCUUACACAGUUCUAUCACUAACUUAUUGUGAUUCUAAUUUUACAUUCACAGUUUACGAGUCUGUAAAUAGAUAUCACACCACACUAAGUUGUCUGGGGUGCUUUGUCCAUUAUUAACUGUAAUCGAUGUUAUGUAAUCAAUAAACAAUUUAAUAACUUACUCGAAAGUUAUACCUUACUCAUAUGCUGAUGCACUUGCAGAUGGAAUAUUUAAUUUUCAAAAUGUAAAUACAUUAUUUAUUGCUACUCAUAACUCAUGUGUUACAUAAGUUACUUUAUUUUUUUGUAAUUAAUAUAGUUCUAUUAUGUUGAAUAUUUAAUAACCUUAUUAUUGUGUAAAUUUUUGUUUUGUGCGAGUGAUAAAAUGUGUCAAUAUACAUUAUUACUUACAAAUA
Messenger RNA from Plodia interpunctella (Indianmeal moth), 6415 nucleotides. It is a transcript of the gene Hecw, whose product is annotated as Hecw ubiquitin protein ligase. The coding region runs from base 194 to 4921 and encodes 1575 amino acids. Gene Ontology annotation, cellular component: cytoplasm. The transcript has 16 exons. The record is from RefSeq and is a predicted model, not a curated record. Gene Ontology annotation, molecular function: protein binding; ubiquitin protein ligase activity. Lineage: Eukaryota; Metazoa; Arthropoda; Insecta; Lepidoptera; Pyralidae. Gene Ontology annotation, biological process: protein polyubiquitination; regulation of dendrite morphogenesis.